AUGUCUGCAGCAGAAUAUUACGGUGGUCACUCCAACCAACACCAACACUCCCACUACGCCGCACCUCAACAGCAGCAAUACGCAUCAUCUCACGGCACACCCUACUCGGGCUAUGCUGCUCCCACCCAGCAGCACUACGCAUCGGGGCCUUCACAAUCAUACGAUGACCGCCAGCCAGGGCAAGCGCAGGACGGCGAGAAGGGCCUGAUGGCCACGGUAAUCGGCGGUGGUGCUGGUGGCGCCAUCGGGCACAAAAUGAGCCACGGGAGCAAGCUGAAGACGCUCCUGGGAGGCGCCGCGGGUGCCGCGGUGGCCAAUGCGAUUGAGCACAAGAUCAAGGGCAAGAAACAGCCCAGCCACGGCCACCACCACGGUCACGGGCAUCACCAUGCGCCGCCUCCCCAACACCACGGACAUCAUGGACACGGCGGCUCUUUCGCGGGGCUUCUGCCUGCUAGCUCGAACCACGGUGGCUCCAUGGGUGGCCUUGGUGGGCUGCUUGGAGGAAAGCAGCACCAUGGGCCACCGUCACACCACUCCGGACACCAUGGUCACCACCACGGACAUCACGGGUGGUAG
Molecule: messenger RNA, 579 nt
Organism: Diaporthe citri
Lineage: Eukaryota; Fungi; Ascomycota; Sordariomycetes; Diaporthales; Diaporthaceae
Exons: 1
Coding region: 1-579 (192 amino acids)
Cellular component (GO): outer membrane
Source: RefSeq, a predicted model, not a curated record